Messenger RNA from Pectinophora gossypiella (pink bollworm), 433 nucleotides. Its product is annotated as anaphase-promoting complex subunit 13. Lineage: Eukaryota; Metazoa; Arthropoda; Insecta; Lepidoptera; Gelechiidae. The record is from RefSeq and is a predicted model, not a curated record. Bases 91 to 300 code for a protein of 69 amino acids. Gene Ontology annotation, cellular component: anaphase-promoting complex. The transcript has 3 exons. Gene Ontology annotation, biological process: protein K11-linked ubiquitination.
ACAGAAAAAAAACUAGCGAAUGACCACAUUUGCGUGUUUUGAUUGAAUUUGCUGAAAAUCUUAAUAUCUAUAAUUUUCUUAAAUAAAAGAAUGGAUAGCAAGUGUCGUCGUAACGGGAGGCUCAUAGACGUAGUGGACGAGGAAUGGCGCGCUGAGCGGCUCCCGCAUGAGGACAUCGAGGUUCCACUGGAGGAACUGCCCGACCCGGAAGCCGACUCCGCGGACUCGCACCUCACACUCAAAGAGCAAAGUUUGCGCUGGCAAGAGAACUUUCCCGAACCGAGCAAUAUUCAAAACUAGGAACAAAUAAAUGUAAGAGACCAAUUACCAAAAUAUCUCAAUGGACAAGCGAAACUGCUCACAACAAGAUGUAUCAUAAUUGAAACAGAGAAGGUUGCUAAGAAGGCACAUGGAGCCCUCACCAUCCUGAAAC